Lineus longissimus is the source of this 3445-nucleotide messenger RNA. RefSeq lists its product as uncharacterized. The coding region runs from base 492 to 2801 and encodes 769 amino acids. Gene Ontology annotation, biological process: regulation of transcription by RNA polymerase II. The record is from RefSeq and is a predicted model, not a curated record. Gene Ontology annotation, molecular function: RNA polymerase II cis-regulatory region sequence-specific DNA binding; DNA-binding transcription repressor activity, RNA polymerase II-specific. The transcript is spliced from 2 exons. Lineage: Eukaryota; Metazoa; Nemertea; Pilidiophora; Heteronemertea; Lineidae. Gene Ontology annotation, cellular component: nucleoplasm.
AAAACUGCAUUUCAUAAUUUUUGCUUUUUUGUCAAUGUUUGUAAUAAGUUCGCCUUGAACUCGGUUCAACAUCACGUCAAGUGGGCCGUCGGCGUCAAAGAAGAACGAUCACGUGACCAUAUUGUGUGACAAGAAUUUGUACCGUAUUGGUCAAUAAGGGAGAAAGGAGAAAAGAAAAAACCUAGGCAUGUGCUGCAGAACCAUCUGGCCAUCAAGAACCCAGUGUCUCGGUCUUUCUUUGUCAGCAUCAUCUUUGAAGAACACAAUCUCGUCUCGCCUCAAUUUCCUGAUUUAGUAACUACAUGUAGUUCAAAGAAGGUGUACUCAUCAACUUGAGUAUGUCGCAAAAUAAUACACAAUUGUUUGGUUGUCAUGGUGCCAAAUAGAUGUGUCAGCCUUAGAUAGAUAUCACGGUUGUUUAAAUACUGAUGUUGUUGAAGAGAGAUUUUAAUAAACAGAGAGAGUGGUUGAGGUCUUAGUUUAGCGGCAAAAUGGUGAAAAUGACUGUGUUUAUGACUGUAACUGCUUCCAUUGAUCCAAAAGUCAUAAGUUACAUUCCUGGUAAUCUCGCAAAAUUCUUGGAUAAGUUGGAAACAGAUACUGGAGCAACAAUCUCUUUUCGUUCCGACGACAACAUCCAUUUUGUCAAAGGAAAUUGGGAGGCGGUGGAUCGACUCCGGGAUUUGCUGGAGAUAUUUCUGUGUCAGCGGACUGCUCAACGUGCAACGGAAGAACUCCUUGUUACACCUUUGCAGAUUCAAAAUAAGAAUGAUUUUGAAUCUGGAAUGUCUGGAGAGAGAGUUGGGAAUAGUUCAAAAUUGUCUUCAACUGAAUACAACGUAAUGGAUAAGGAUAAUGUGGAAAGCAAGAUUCCUGAUGAAGGCGACGUAAUCAUCGAUUUUCGACAAAAGAAACUGCAGCCAAUGAAACAGGCUAUCAGUUCCCUCAAAGCGCGGUUGAAAAACAAUCCUACUUCUUCCAGUUCAGUCGUUACUAGUCCAACUGAGCCAUCACCUCCACAUGAAGGUGUUGACACGUCUCCAAGUAAACCCUCAUCUGUCAAAAAUGUGGAUACUGUGGGUGAAAAGGUGUCAAAUUUUAGCAACUCUUUGUGCGAAGACAAACUCUCGCUUAAAACACAGGAAAUAUGGGAUUUGGCUCAGCGCGUACGGAAUGCCGCAAUCAAACGAUUGGCUAGACGUGGAAAAAUUCCGCUUCGACCAAGACUCUUGUCAAGCAAAACCUUUGAGGUGUUUACAGGAGAUGUUGGUAGUCCUUAUUCUUGGUCUUCAUCAUCUCCUGCCGAAAGUGUCACCUCAGACAUUGAGGAACAUCAGAUUAUAACGGCACAGGGAUAUUCAGGUAGUGACUCAUCAUCAUCUGCAGUUUCCAAGUGUCAAAACAGACUGUAUCCGGAUGGUGUUGGAAUGUUGCACUCCUUCUCUAUCCCUGAUGUGCCUUCAAAUUAUCUGCGGCCAAAACAGCCAGUUACAACAGUUUCGUUACCUAAUCAUCCAGUGGCCAGUUCUUCUUUUGCUAGAUUUGAUGACGAGGGUUCCGAGUCUGGAAGUUGCAUUGAAGAUUGGCCAACAUCUAGUGCCUUUGGGCUGAAUUUAUCUGGGAAAAAUAGCAAUGGCAAUUACUCUGAAAAAAGUCCAGUUUUGAAGAGGUCACUGUCCUUUCCUGUCCAGUCUUGGUCUAAAUGGGAUAGCCAAGGAAAUUCUCAAUCAACUGCAGAUACUAAAGAAAUGGUCAAUCUAUAUGGCGGCAAUACUGCUGCUGUUUUCUCAGAUAAAGGUGCUUUGAGAUUUCCUAUGCAACCGGAGGGAAAUUUAAGUUAUGUGCCACCUGCAUUAGUUGGUUUAAAACAAAUUGGGCAUAACAAAGAAAAGAAUUUGGCAACUGCUCAUGCAAAUCCUCUGCCAGUCCCUACUGAUUUGAAUUUGAAUGCAAAUUUUCUUUAUCAAAGCCUUGAUGCUCUUGAGAGCGAAAUCGGAAAGCCUUUCAAGUGUGAUAUGUGCUGUUAUGAAACGAAUGAUUGCGAGGACAUGAGGUCUCACUGGAAGCAUUGUCAGGUUGAGGGACGGUACACUUGCAAAGUUUGCUCUAAAUGUUUCAAAGAAGAGAAAGAUCUUUAUGAUCAUAUGAAAAGUCACGAGAGAUCCAAGAGCUUCUCUUGUCAUAUUUGUUCUGAUGUUUUCACAUCUUCAACGUCUUUAAAUGAACACAUGAAGGUUCAUAAAAUUGAAAAGGGAGGUGUGAAGAACGCUGUCACGUGCAGCGAAUGUGAUAAAACAGUUUCUUCUGCUCAUAAACUGCAAAUUCACAUCAAGAUGUUCCACCAGGAACAACGCUCUGGUUUUAUAUGUCAAGAAUGUGGAAAAAGCUUCUCACAGAAGCAUUCAUUGGUUGAACACCAAAACCUUCAUCUUGGGGUCCGCCCAUUUAAGUGCGAAGUUUGUUAUAAGGAUUUCUCAUUCAAGACGUCGCUGCGGCAACAUAUGAUGUUACAUAACACAGGGAAAAAUUAUUUCUGCCAAACCUGUGGAAAGGGGUUCAUGCAGAAGAAUUCUCUGAAAAUUCACAUGGCAAUUCAUGAAAGUAAACGGAGUCAUGUCUGCUCUUAUUGCGGCAAAGGAUUUACGCAAAAACAGGCAAUGCAGCGACACGAACGAAUUCACAGUGGCGAGCGUCCUUACGCGUGUAAAAUCUGUGAUAAGAAAUUUAACGAUUCGUCAAUCUUGAGACGUCAUAUGAAUGUUCAUCAAGUGGAUGACGGUCAAGUUGACUCCUCGAAAUGACAUUGUUGACAUUGUUUGAACUUCCAUCCUAGAUUCUAUACUGUGUGUUCAACCAUAGACUGAUAGAGCCUGCAAACAUUAGUGUGAACUCGUCAGAGAGACCGUCUUCAAAACUCAGUUGUCAAGUGUACAAGUGAUUGGCACAGGUUUGGUAAUAGAUAGCAGACCAGUUACUUAUAGUAUUUAACAGUCCUGCAUAAUAGCAUGCGUUUUCAUUGUGAUGAUGGCAAGUAUAAGUGGAGGUCCAAUACAACACAGUUAAAUGUUUAGUAAUUCCUUGCAAUGUCUGUGAAUGGCUGAAUGAAUUUAUGAGCCUGUCAUAAGCUCCUGGGAAAAAUAGUCCAUUGUCUCUGUUAAGUUCUAGUUCGUGGUGUUUAAUCUGAAUUGCUUCCAUAUAUUUUCUACGAUAAAGCUUCUCCUCCCUGGAAUUGAGCACAGUAACGUUGUCCCAGUCUACACUAUGUCCAUUGUUGGUAUAAUGUUCAAAUAUAGCUGAUUUGUUGAUAUAUUAUUGUAAUUAUUAAGAGGUUUUAAAAUGUUGUUUGAAAUGUUAUGGUGUGAUUGUUGGAUAUAGAUAUUCGGUAAUUAUAUAUUUUAUGAGAUGUAUUUGAUUAUCAUGAAACAUACAAAUUCUAGUAAAAUAA